This is a messenger RNA of Erinaceus europaeus (western European hedgehog), 1109 nucleotides long. It is a transcript of the gene SNRPA1, whose product is annotated as small nuclear ribonucleoprotein polypeptide A'. The transcript is spliced from 9 exons. Gene Ontology annotation, molecular function: protein binding; U2 snRNA binding. The record is from RefSeq and is a predicted model, not a curated record. The coding region runs from base 224 to 925 and encodes 233 amino acids. NCBI's taxonomy places the organism in Eukaryota, Metazoa, Chordata, Mammalia, Eulipotyphla, Erinaceidae. Gene Ontology annotation, cellular component: U2 snRNP. Gene Ontology annotation, biological process: mRNA splicing, via spliceosome.
GGAGGGGAGCGGCGGGCGGGGCUGCAGCCUCGGACCCCGGCCCCGCGCGGCCGUCCCGCUCGUUUCCAUCGCCUCGUCUUUGGCUUAGAUCGGGGCGUUUUAAAAUGUCAGCUGGCGGAGGGAGGUAGCACGGCGGUUAUGCAGCGAGAGACUCCCAGCCUGAGGCUCCAGAGCCCCAGGUUCAAACCCCACCGGCAGCAGCCGGAGCUCAGCACACAGUCGGAUGCGCCAGGACCCGGGGUAUAAAAUUCCUGUGAUUGAAAAUCUGGGUGCUACCUUAGAUCAGUUUGAUGCUAUUGAUUUUUCUGACAAUGAAAUCAGGAAACUGGAUGGUUUUCCCUUGUUGAGGAGACUGAAAACAUUACUAGUCAACAACAACAGAAUAUGCCGCAUAGGUGAGGGGCUUGAUCAGGCUCUGCCCUGCCUCACAGAACUCGUCCUCACCAACAACAGUCUCGUGGAGCUGGGUGAUCUGGACCCUUUGGCAUCUCUCAAGUCGCUGACUUAUCUAAGUAUUCUAAGAAAUCCUGUAACAAAUAAGAAGCAUUAUAGACUGUAUGUUAUUUAUAAAGUUCCACAAGUCAGAGUACUGGACUUCCAAAAGGUGAAACUAAAAGAGCGUCAGGAAGCAGAGAAAAUGUUCAAGGGCAAACGGGGUGCACAGCUUGCAAAGGAUAUUGCCAGGAGAAGCAAAACUUUUAAUCCAGGUGCUGGUUUAGCUAUGGACAAAAAGAAAGGCGGGCCCUCUCCAGGGGACGUAGAAGCCAUCAAGAAUGCUAUAGCAAACGCAUCUACUCUGGCAGAAGUGGAGCGGCUCAAAGGCUUGUUGCAGUCUGGCCAGAUACCUGGCAGAGAGCGCCGAUCAGGCCCUGCUGAUGACGGUGAAGAGGAGAUGGAGGAAGACACAGUCACCAAUGGGUCCUGAGCUGUGAGGCUGGAUCAUCUACAGGGCAUGUGAUGUGCUCAGAUGAGAAAAGUCCUGCUUCCUAAACACAGAAUUGUUUUCUGAAACAGGCCUUGUCUGUGUGAACAGAGUGUGCAGUUCACAGGCAUGGCUGACAUGCUUAAACUGCUGCUGGUAAUUUUGUAAUAGACAUUUUGAAACCCUA